UGAGCACACCACCUAGAGCCACAUUUAGCCGUUAGUUUGAGCUAAAAUAUACUUCUUUACAGCAUUUGUGUGUACAUUUAGACGAAGUAAAAUAAAUUAAGUUGUUUAUGAAGAGUUCAGUCGAAAAAUAUCCCGUUGAAAGUUGAGUUUUUUGUUGAAAGUGGGCGACGGUGUAACGAGGAUUUGUGUUUACCGGACGCAAAAUGUUCUAAGAUGCCUUCCUUUGACUUGCUGAAUAGGGUGGAGCAGUUUGUGCUGACAGGAACGUUUCCUGCAGAUGCAUCAAAGAGUUCAAAGAAAGUCACCAGAGCUGCCAGCAAACACUUUAUCUAUAAAGAUGGCUGCCUGUGGCGUUCAUAUCGAGGCCGCCUCCUCCGCGUCGUCAGGAGCGACCAGGAAAUGAGGGAGGUCCUGACCCGUUACCAUGACAACAACAGCCACGCUGGCCGGAGCCGGACGAUAAAGGAGAUAAUGAUGAUGUAUUACUGGGUUGGCGUGACGGAGGCGGUGAAGACCUGGAUCACAGCUUGUGAGGUUUGUCAGAACCGAUGUCCCGUCGAUAAACCAGAACCACCUGUCCAGUUCUGCCUGGCCUACGGCUGCGAUGCCUCCAGCUACGUUAACCCUGAGCUCAGCUUCCACAGGUUUCCGAAGGAGGCAGAGCAACGGCGAAGGUGGCUGGUGGCGGCUCAAAGGGACGAAGGCUCGCUGCGAACAAAGUCCUGCCUCUGCUCCAGACACUUUGAGCCGUCCUGCUUCACGCUGAACGAGGAGGGUCAGCUGACGCUGUCACCAGACGCCAUACCCUCCAUCAUCACUGUGACAGUGCAGGAGGACGAGGCUGUCCCUUUAGAUGAGGACUUCCUUCAUCCCAACAGCCUGGAGGACCUCCUCUCUACAGCUGCAGAAACCACAGAUGUGAACCCUUAUGACCCGGCCUUCGAUAGCUCCGAAACACACAUGGGGCUGCAGGAACACCAGUACUCCCUCCCAGCUCCGGAUCCUGACGCGAGGGCGGUCCCGACAGUGAUGGAGGAAAAGAGGAGGAAGAUCGUCAUCGAGCCAAGCUUCGCAGUUUACAACCAGAUCGCCAGGUUUCUGAGCCACAAGGUCUUACCGAUGCAAAGCAAGAAAAGCAGAGGGUCUUUAAGAAGAAUGGCCAAGCGCUUCGGCCUAAUAGACGGAGUAUUGAUGUACACGCGAGUCUCUCCUCCCCUCCGAGUGCCGCGCAACAGAGAGGAGGUGAACUCCAUCCUGCAGCAGUUCCAUGACAACCAGGGUCACUACGGCCAGGGAAUCUGCCAGCGAGAGAUCUCAAAGAGCUUCUACUGGUCCACCAUGACCCGAGACCUGGCGCAGUGGAUCUCCAGCUGCCACACCUGCCUCAACAGAACCAAGAGGAAGUGGCUCCGCUGCAGCGUCACCGGCUGCACCAACUGCUGCGGGCCGGUGGAGAGAGGCCUGGGCCUCACCUUCCAUAAGUUUCCUCUUCACAACACGGCCCAGCGGGCUCAGUGGCUGAAGGCUGUGGGUCGUCCCAGCUGGCAUCCUCGGCUCCGUUCGUCUGUCUGUUCGAUCCAUUUCACCGAGGACUGCUUCGACCGCAGCGGGGAGAAAGUCACCCUCCGUCCAGACGCCGUUCCCACGCUGUUGGUCCACAGCGACUCGGCGACUCCUUCCAGAGGUCCGACCCAGCCUCCUGUGGGGGAGGAGGCCUAUUUUGCCAAGUACGAUGCUGUGGAGCUCUACCUGAGCAAACGCACCUAUCCUCCUAGACUGAGCUAUGUAGAGAAGAACACCUUCAGGAGGUUUUGCAAGAAGUUUGCCAUUAAAGAUGGCGAGCUCCACAUGGUGAGAGGAGAUCGGGUGCGUUUGGUUCUGAGGAACAGACAACAAGUUGAAGCCGCGCUGGUGGAUUAUCACAACGAGCUGAACCACCUCGACGUCAACAAGUGUCUCAGACUGCUCAACGAAAGAUACUCCUGGAAAACCAUGAGAGCGGAUGUGGUGCAGUGGAUCAACAGCUGCUCACAGUGCAGCAGCAAGAGGAGGAAGAAGCCAGAGAACCAGCCAGAACCAGGAGGAUCAGAAUCACAGACGUCCCUGCAGAUACCUGAUGGUUUAGACAGUGAUAAGGAUGGCGAUGGUUACAGCGACGAUGACGAGCACGGUGGUGGGGUUGGCGAUGAAGGUGUUGGGAGCGCUGGUGAUGAAGAGAGGCAGCCGGCAACGAAUUCAGAGGACAGAGCGGCGAACCCUUUGUCCCCCCAGCCUCCAAUCAACCCUCAGCCCAGAAUUCCCAUCCUACUUCACCUUAGAACUCCCAUCAACAUCCAGCCCAGAACGCCCAUAAUCCUCCAGCCAAGGACUCCUAACGCCGCCUUUGUCGCCAGAGUCUGGUCUGUCCAGAAAGGGACCACGUCACGGUCUGAAGUCCAGACGGAGACAAACAGCGCUGACGUUCAGCCUGAGAACCAGGUUCAUGUAGAACCUCAGUUGGAGGAGCAAACGCAACAUCAGGACCAGAAAAAAACAAGUGGCUCUCAGGGCAGCUCUGCAACAAAUCACCAAGUCACAGACCAGGACAUAACCAGACCUCUCGCAGAAUCACAUCCUCCACCUAAACCCCCAUCAAAACCCAAACUUCCACAAGCCACAAGCAAAAAAAAUCAACCUCCGAGUCAAAGCAGAGGGCUAAAGGCCCAGACCGUAAUAACCAUAACGACCCGUGGCCGUGGCAGCGUCCAGCGCCCGGCAAAGAGGAAGCGAGGCCUGGAGGCAGGCUCGUCGGCUAAGAAGAGCUCCAGCUGUGGCCUGGAGCCUGUGGUGGCCCCGAGCACCAAACCGUGGCCCGUCUUCACCAUCGCUGGGUCGGCCCCUGAACAAACAGCCAAACCCCCCCCUGAGGUGGACAGCCCUGCCCCCUUUCGGAGGCCCAGGAGACUAGAGGCCCGGACGGUGAUCCAGCAGUGCAGUAAUGCGAAGGUUAAGACCAAACCGGCCCUGGACGGGGCCGACGCUCAGUGGGCUGAGAUCCAGGAGGGGCUGGUUGUGUAUGUGUGCUUCUUCCACGGAGCCACUGAGGACGUCACUUAUGAGAUGGCCAGAAGUCUGAUGACCACCAAACUUUUCCGAAAAGACACCGGGCACACAGUUUCCGUUCUCGACCUUCCCGGCAGCGUUUUAUUUAUCCCCCAGGACUCCCUGCUCGGGGAGCCGUUGCCCAAGAGAAGGGUGCAGUACAAGGGGGGUUGUGAGCUGUGGUGGGGCGCCCAGCUCUUCUCAAACCUGGUGUCCGUGUGCAGGGAGCUCAUGUCGGGCUCGGUGAAGUGCACGAAGGCAGGCGUGAAGGUGGAGCAGGGAGUCUACGGACAGAAACAAGAGAUCGUCCUGAACUCUCCGGAGCCGCUGACGCUCCUGCUGGAGUUCUGACCUGAACAGUGUGGUCCGACAAGGGGCGUCGAUUGAAUCUGAAUGGAGGGAAUAACCCAGGACUUGUCGUUCUUCUUUAACGGCUUAGGAAAAUUUACUUGUUUUCAACUACUCGUUGAGUUUUUGUUUCUGUGUGAAGGUUCUCGAGCUGAUUGGUUUUACAGAAAACUCCCGCAGAUGGAUUUACAUUUACGCUAUUAUGGGAAACUUCUCCCCGGAUCGAUCAAAGGAACCAGAGGAAGUCAACUCAGAAACUAAUAAUCUGUUGUGCAUUUCUGUUUCCAAUUCAACAGCAUCUGAAGAAGUUUAAAGAUUAGGCAAAGCAGAUUGAUGAAAACGAUUUUAAAAAAGGACAGCGACAUUUGAAAGGCAGCUUUCACGGGAGGAAACGACGUUUCUUUGUCAACCAUCUGCUGACUGAUGGUUAUUUAUUUCUGCUUUUGAACAUAGUGAAAUGAAUCCAUCAACAAAUCCCUCUUUUAGUCCCUCGCUAGCUAAUCAGGAAGCCGACAACAAAGGCCAACUUCUUUUUCAGUAUUUGCAAACAACAAGAAAUGUCAUCCAAAUUAAGAUAGUAGAGUACCUCCUUGAUUUGUAAACGAAGCUAUCCACAGUCUGCGUUUCAGCCCUGCAACCUCUGGCCUGACGGUUCGUUGACGAGUUCUACCCCCGGAGCAGGGACUACACCUUGAACUCAACUGAAGUUUAGGACCAAAUGCAGGUCCAGUUUCGCAAAGGGUUCCUGGUCCCCUGGGGAAAGUGCCUGAGUAGUGCUUCUGGUACUGGUUUCCUAGUCUCAUCUUCAUCCUCACAUACUAAACUCUUUCCAACUCGAAGUCUGACCAAGUUCGGUCAGUAAAUUUGCAAGUGAACAUUUUUUUUUCCUCCCAAGUGCUGUUCCAACAGAUUUUUGUUUUUCUGUGUCAAGUCUGCCUUUUCUCAAGAAUUAUUGAUUUUAUUAAUUAACGUAAAAGCAUUACUGUUUUCAUCAGCGUCUCCAAAAUAUGUACAGAAACGCUCAUUUGCUGCACCUGAACGAUAAAUUUGGUGUUAUUCUAUAUUGUUCUUAUAGUCAACAAAUCCCAUAAAAAGACCAAAACCAA
Molecule: messenger RNA, 4535 nt
Organism: Micropterus dolomieu (smallmouth bass)
Lineage: Eukaryota; Metazoa; Chordata; Actinopteri; Centrarchiformes; Centrarchidae
Exons: 19
Coding region: 214-3432 (1072 amino acids)
Cellular component (GO): cytoplasm
Molecular function (GO): D-aminoacyl-tRNA deacylase activity; sequence-specific DNA binding
Source: RefSeq, a predicted model, not a curated record